AUGUCCAAAAAUGAUAAACACGAUUUAAAAGUGCUAAGAGUUCAAUGUGAGCCCCUCACUUCUGAGAGCGAAGAUGAUCCAGAAAUGGAUACUAUUGAGAUGUGUAGUCGAAAACGUGCUAGCAGCGGGAAUGGUUCGUUUAACUCCCCUCCCGCUAGCAAACGUAAGCCGAAGGCUACGGAAACGGCAAGUGUUAGAAGCAAAGUUAUGACUUCUCUUAGAGGCAUUAUCUCGGAAAUUCAGGCCACCUGUCUGGACCGAGAAAACAAGAUAACAAAAUGGGCUGCUGAAAAGGUGUUGGAACAUGUGGGCGCCCUCCAAGAUCUAGUUGUAGAGCUCUUAACAGAGCAUGAAAAGCUUCAAGGGAAGCUUGAAAAGCAAGCAGAACUGUCGAUUUCAAAUCACUCAACACAACUUACGCACAGCUAUGCGGAAAUGGCCAAAAAAGCCACACCGACAAGUGGAAGUAAGGCGGUCACGCCAAAGAAAAGACCGCAGAAAAUCCUAUUUGUUCGGCCCGAGGCCCCGGGCGACGCUAAGGACAGUGACGAGAUUAAAACAAAGUUUAUACAUGCCAUAGAUCCACGAAAGGAAGGCAUAAGAUUUCGUCAGAUACGUAAACUCCGUACAAAAGGACUAAUGGUUCAAGUAGAAACAGAUGAGGACGCACGUAGACUCCUCCAAAACAAUAAGCUAAAAGAAAUUGGUCUCAAGACAGAGCCAUUAAACAAACGCAAUCCACGUGUCAUAAUAUAUGACGUACCUCGAAACAUAGAUGACGGGGAAUUACCAGAAGUCAUUCAAUCAAUGAAUCCAGAAAUCUUUGUCUGUAAGGAUAGGAAACAUGAGCUAAAACCUCUAUUUAAGACUGGGAAAAGACGUGACGAGCAAGUCAACUGGGUAAUGGAAGUGUCGCCGGAACUCAGAUUGAAGCUACUGGGACAUGAAAGAUUAUUUAUUGAUUACUAUAGCUGCAAAGUUAAAGACUAUAUAGCCGUUAGCCGUUGCUUCAAGUGCCAAAGCUUCGGACACGUUGCAAAAUUCUGCAGGGACUCGGCGGAUACCUGUUCGCAUUGCACAGAAGAAGGGCACAAAUUCUCGGAUUGCCCUAGGAAAAAAGAGGCUGCAAAGUGUGCGGCCUGCAAAAUGAUAGGUAAACCACAUAACCACAGCAGAAAUAGCAAACAGUGUACGUCGUACAAGGUAGCCAUAGAGAAAUACCUUAAUACCAUCACAUAUGAAUAA
This is a messenger RNA of Centruroides sculpturatus (bark scorpion), 1245 nucleotides long. RefSeq lists its product as uncharacterized. The transcript has a single exon. The record is from RefSeq and is a predicted model, not a curated record. The coding region runs from base 1 to 1245 and encodes 414 amino acids. Lineage: Eukaryota; Metazoa; Arthropoda; Arachnida; Scorpiones; Buthidae. Gene Ontology annotation, molecular function: zinc ion binding; nucleic acid binding.